Onthophagus taurus is the source of this 1094-nucleotide messenger RNA. Lineage: Eukaryota; Metazoa; Arthropoda; Insecta; Coleoptera; Scarabaeidae. The record is from RefSeq and is a predicted model, not a curated record.
GAGAUCCCUUAAACUCACGUGACGAACAGAAUAAAGCAAUCGAUACUUUCGUUUGGCUGGUAAACACCAGGUUGCUGAGUUCCCGCAGAACGUAUCCCGCGGCUAGAGCGACAACAACACACCAUUUAAACGCUCUAAAUUACUGCCAAUUAUCUUCUGACGAAGUGCCUCCAACCAACGAACGCCAGAUAAAUUGUCGAUAAGUGAACGUAUCGCGAUGUUUUAACUAUGAUUACCGCACACAAUAAAUCAUUCUCAGUUUUCGUUCGACGUUGGUUACGCAAGCUUCUACCUGUUAACUCUCCCAAAAACCACCCGAGAAAUGUUUAAAAAUUAUAUUUAAGAAAUAUUUUUAAAACUUAAUAAAAAAAAUGUCUCAAGAAAGAAUUUUAUUAGAAGAAACCUUUUAUGUUUUAACAAAGAAAAAUUCAGUUUUUCGCGUACGUUUAACAACGGGAGGUUUAAGUUUGAUAAAAGAAAGUCAGAGCCACGUAAAGGAACAAACGAUUCCCACCAAAGACAUAGUGGGAUGUCGGUGUUUACGGAGCAAGAAGCCGACCACGUCGUGUUCGUGUCAGUCUUUGCCACGCGCUGGCGGUGGUUUGAAAGUUGUCGACGAAAAUUCUCCGGAACAGGACGAAACCGACGCGAGCACCUACCUGUACGUUUACGCUUAUGUACUUCAAAACAAACAAAACGGGAAUUCUAAACGAGAAAAAACCAUAAUCACUUUGCGAUUUCGAUCGUUUGAUAAAUACGAGGAAAAUCACAAAGAAGCACAACGUUGGCGAACCGCAAUCAAACAACUGAUAAGAGGUGAUAAUCAAACGGAACCAAACGCGGACGUUUCAAUCAUGAGUCGAAUUAACGAGCAGCGAAAGCUGCUUGUUAUUUGUAAUCCAAAGAGUGGACCCGGAAAAGGUAAAUCAAUUUUUGAAGAAAAAGUUGCACCGGUCUUAGAAGAAGCUGAGAUUCAAUUUGAAUUUCAUUUGACGACACACGCUAAUCAUGCCAGGGAGUUUAUUAGAACAUGUAACGUUUUUCAAUGGAAUGGAGUUGUUUUGGUAUGUAUUUUUUAAAUAUUUUUAAUAAUA